AUGUCUGAUUCACGGUUAUAUUCAUUCUCUCCGGAGACGAAGGAGAAGCUGCGCAAGUUUCGCCUAGGAACAUCGCGAGCGAAGGAUGCGCAAGCUAUCAUCUAUAUCAUCGACAACAAGACUCAAGAGAUCCGGCCACAAGACGAUGAGAUCUACUCCAAGAUGGAGGAUCUAGCCGACGACCUCCCGGAGUCCUCACCACGAUUCGUUCUUCUCAGCUACCCCAUGACAACCAAAGAUGGACGCCCCUCCGUCCCUUACGUCCUGCUCUACUGGCUCCCUGAGAACUGCAAUCCGAUGCAACGGAUGUCAUACGCCAACGCAGUGGAGCUGAUGCGCACCAGCGCACAAGUCAACCGGGUGAUCGAGGUCGAAUCCGACGAGGACAUCGUCAGCAUCCAGUCCAAGCUGACAGGGUCGGACUAA
Penicillium nucicola is the source of this 426-nucleotide messenger RNA. RefSeq names its product GMF family protein. Lineage: Eukaryota; Fungi; Ascomycota; Eurotiomycetes; Eurotiales; Aspergillaceae. Gene Ontology annotation, molecular function: Arp2/3 complex binding; actin binding. The transcript is spliced from 4 exons. Gene Ontology annotation, cellular component: actin cortical patch. Gene Ontology annotation, biological process: negative regulation of Arp2/3 complex-mediated actin nucleation; actin filament debranching. The record is from RefSeq and is a predicted model, not a curated record. Bases 1 to 426 code for a protein of 141 amino acids.